This is a messenger RNA of Tetrahymena thermophila SB210, 240 nucleotides long. RefSeq lists its product as hypothetical. The record is from RefSeq and is a predicted model, not a curated record. NCBI's taxonomy places the organism in Eukaryota, Ciliophora, Oligohymenophorea, Hymenostomatida, Tetrahymenidae. The transcript has a single exon.
AUGGUUGCUAAUUGGAAACCUGUUUAGUGUAAUUCUGUCUUGGAAGCAAUCUUUACUUAAAAUGGAGCUUUAAAGUCUGAAUAUGAAAACAAAUUCUUCUAGGAGCCCAGCAAUGUUAUGCUAAAUAAACUAAAUAAAGUUGAAAUUGAUGGAGAAAGUGUUGAUGUCUACAUAGUCAAAGCUAACAAGAGUAACCAAAAAUACUUAAAUUAUGAAGGUGAAACCAAAUAUAUAUACUGA